Messenger RNA from Macrobrachium nipponense, 955 nucleotides. Its product is annotated as C-type lectin-like. The coding region runs from base 176 to 661 and encodes 161 amino acids. Lineage: Eukaryota; Metazoa; Arthropoda; Malacostraca; Decapoda; Palaemonidae. The record is from RefSeq and is a predicted model, not a curated record. The transcript has 5 exons.
GCGAUCAGGACUAACAAGAUCACUACUAGUACAAAUCCCAGUGAUUCUUCCACGUCGUCCAUUCAUAUAAAUGGGGUCUCGAGAGCAUCGCACUGCGCAGUCUUCACCAAGAAGUCGAGAACUUUACUGACCGUGAGGAAAGUGUUUAUUUUUCGAAGCGAGAUCUCCGUCCAAGAUGAAGGCAUUUUUGUGUCUCCUUGCUCUAGGGAUUUUUCUCCAUAUACACGAGGGACAAGCAAUUUGGUGCCCACCGGGCUUUGAAUCAUUCUACGUGGGUCCAGAGUCGCCGGAGACAUGCAUAAAGUUUGCAAUGGAUGUGAAGAGAGAAUGGCACGAGGCCAAGAGUUACUGCGAGUCAUUAUUACCUGGUGGUUACCUGGCUAAAUUAGAUGAAGCAAAUCUACACUGGACAGUCAUUAGCUACAUUCGCAGCCAUCCAGAGAUGUUAGACGAAGGAUUCCACAUUGGCUGCACUGACGAGGUUACCGAAGGAACAUGGCUUUGGACGGACGGAUUACCUGUAGAAAUGUUUACUGGUCACUGGUAUCCAGGCCAACCUGACGGAGGACAAAAGGAGAACUUUGGCUGUCUUUACUACGAUGAUUUCUUGUAUAGUUCUUGCGUCAACGGGCAGAGACUCUAUACAAUAUGUAUGUUUUAACAUACUUUACUAAACAGAGUAGUGUCCAGAAUGGGAUAAAACUUAUUGUAGAUUACCCUAAAACGCCCUUAAAGCAAGUCUUUACCCAUCUAUAGGCUUACUCUUCGAACAGAAUUACUUCCAACAUAAGAUUAUUGGGGAUAUUAAGUCGUGUUACUGAAAAUGAACUUAAUAAACAAAACAGUGAUGAGAGUAGAACAAUACUUUAGUAGGAAGAAAACACCUUUUUUUCGUAAAUAUCGAUCAGGAUGUGUUUUAUGUAUAUCCUUUUAAAAUUUGAUGGUCUGGAGCGUA